Molecule: messenger RNA, 1852 nt
Organism: Phragmites australis (common reed)
Lineage: Eukaryota; Viridiplantae; Streptophyta; Magnoliopsida; Poales; Poaceae
Product: APETALA2-like protein 2
Exons: 10
Coding region: 310-1617 (435 amino acids)
Biological process (GO): regulation of DNA-templated transcription
Molecular function (GO): DNA-binding transcription factor activity; DNA binding
Source: RefSeq, a predicted model, not a curated record
CAUCUCCCUUUCCUUUUCUCCCACUGCCCCAGUGCCCCCUACCCUCUCUCUCUCCUCUCGUGCUCUCUCACCCCACCACACCCCAUGGCCACCACCCACGGCUGCUCCUCCCACCUCGCUACUUAUCGCAGCUGCGCCACUCCUGCUCCGGCGCCAUAGAAACGCGCGUGUCGAUCGAUCGAUCGAAGCCGCCGAUCGAGCUCGAGGCGGGGGCAGCGGAGCAGGCGGCGGUGACUGCCUGAGUCCUGACUGGUGAGUUGAAGCUUGAGCGGGAGGUGGCGUUUGGCUCCGGUGGGCUCCGGAUCGGAGAUGGUGCUGGAUCUCAAUGUGGCGUCGCCAGCGGACUCGGGCACGUCAAGCUCGUCCGUCCUCAACUCCACGGACGGCGGCUUCCGGUUGGGCCUGAUCGGGAACCCCGACGACGAGGACUGCUCCGGCGAGCUGACGGCGCCGGUCGCCUCCUCGGGAUUCAUGACGCGGCAGCUCUUCCCAUCCCAGGCCGCGCCGGAGCCCGCGCCGGAGCCCGCGCCGGAGCCCGCGCCGGUGCCCGCGCCGGUGCCGGUGUGCCAGCCGCGCCGCGCUGAGGAUCUCGGCUCUGGGCAGAGGCCGGUGGUGGUCGCGAAGAAGACGCGGCGCGGGCCGAGGUCGCGGAGCUCGCAGUACAGGGGAGUCACCUUCUACAGGAGGACGGGCCGGUGGGAGUCGCACAUCUGGGAUUGCGGGAAACAAGUCUACUUAGGUGGUUUCGAUACUGCCCACGCGGCCGCGAGGGCUUAUGAUCGUGCUGCGAUCAAGUUCCGUGGGCUAGACGCGGACAUCAACUUCAGUCUGAGUGACUACGAGGAGGAUUUGAAGCAGAUGAGGAAUUGGACCAAGGAGGAGUUCGUGCACAUUCUACGCCGCCAGAGCACGGGGUUCGCGAGGGGGAGCUCCAAGUACCGCGGCGUGACGCUACACAAGUGCGGCCGCUGGGAGGCGAGGAUGGGCCAACUUCUUGGCAAGAAGUACAUCUAUCUUGGGCUCUUCGACAGCGAAGUUGAAGCUGCAAGAGCCUAUGACAGGGCAGCCCUUCGCUUCAAUGGGAGGGAAGCUGUUACUAACUUUGAGCCUAGCUCCUACAAUGGAGGAGAUGCUAUACCCGACACCGAAAAUGAGGCAAUUGUUGAUGGUGAUGCGGUUGAUUUGGAUUUGCGGAUUUCACAACCUAAUGUGCACGGCUUCAAAAGGGACAAUACCUCAGCUGGCCGCCAUCUAACAUGUGACUCCCCUGAAUCUUCAAGCACGAUGGCCCUUCAGCCAAUGAGCUCAUCGUCCCCGUGGCCUGUGUAUCACCAAAGCACCGCUGUACCACCUCACCAUCAGCGUUUGUACUCAUCUGCUUGUCCUGGCUUGUUUCCGAACCACCAGGAAAGGCCAAUGGAGCGAAGGCUUGAGUUGGGUCCGCAGUCAUUCCCCUCCUGGGGAUGGCAAAUGCAGGGCUCCCCACACAUGCCAUUGCACCACUCUGCAGCAUCAUCAGGAUUCUCUACCGUCGUCGGCAACGCCGGCGUCCCGUUCCCGUCUCACCCGCCGGCGCCAUUCCCGGACCACAAGUUCUACUUCCCCCCGACCGCUUGACAGCCUGUUGUUCCGGUUCAACUCUUGGCCUUGGGACGGCUGCUGAUCUUGUAUUCGUGUGUGUGGCGUUUCGCAGCUUGCCGGUAACCGUUGUUAAUUAAUCGGAGAGAGAGCCAGAAGACUCAGUAUGGCUGCUAUCUCCGUGGUCUGUGCCUUUGUUAUGAUCUGAAUUAUUGCUACUACACCGUGGGUUCAUCAUGGUUUAUGAGAUUCUUUAUCCACGUUUCAGCUUCAA